Molecule: messenger RNA, 3582 nt
Organism: Pneumocystis carinii B80
Lineage: Eukaryota; Fungi; Ascomycota; Pneumocystomycetes; Pneumocystales; Pneumocystaceae
Exons: 17
Coding region: 125-3550 (1141 amino acids)
Biological process (GO): mitotic sister chromatid cohesion
Cellular component (GO): chromosome
Molecular function (GO): ATP binding; cohesin loader activity; ATP hydrolysis activity
Source: RefSeq, a predicted model, not a curated record
UAAAGAUCAGACGGUAACAGAGAUCUUUAGCCCGAGAUAUAAUGUCAUUGUUGGGAAAAAUGGGUCAGGAAAAAGCAAUUUUUUCUCAGCUAUCCGGUUUGUUUUAAGUGAUGCAUAUACGCAUAUGGGGAGGGAGGAACGCCAGGCACUUCUUCAUGAAGGAGCAGGGCCAACAGUGAUGAGUGCAUAUGUAGAAAUAGUUUUUGAUAACACAGACAAUCGAUUUCCUACAGGGAAGGAAGAGGUAGUUCUUCGAAGGACUAUAGGUCUUAAAAAAGAUGAAUAUUCAUUGGAUAAAAAGAAUGUCAAUAAAUCGGAUGUAGUGAAUCUUUUAGAAAGUGCGGGAUUUUCUCGAAGUAAUCCAUAUUAUAUAGUUCCACAAGGAAGAAUAACAGCAUUAACAAAUGCUAAAGAUUCAGGAAGAUUGGCAUUACUUAAAGAAAUUGCAGGAACGCAAGUUUAUGAGCAACGUAGAGCAGAAUCUUUAAAGAUUAUCGAAGAAACAAUGGUUAAAAAAACGAAAAUUGACGAAUUGCUUAAAUAUAUUGACGAGAGAUUAAAUGAGUUAGAACAAGAAAAAAAUGAACUUAAAGAAUUUCAAAAAAAGAAUCGAGAACGUCGUUGUUUAGAAUAUACUAUUUAUUCUAGAGAACAAGAAGAAAUUAAUAAAGCUCUUAUUAAUAUAGAUGAAGAAAGAAUUAAAAAUAUUAAUUUGAACGAGGACAAAUGUGAUACAUUUAUAGAAAGAGAGCAUCAGAUUCAAGAAAUUAAUAAAAAUAUUACUAUAAUAAAGCAACAAUUGCAUUUAUUAAAUAUAGAAAAGUCACAGGCAGAAGAAGACAAACACUCUAAAAUCAAAGAAAAGGCACAAUUGGAAUUUAUUGCACGAAAUUUUAAAGAAUCAGAUGAGGAACUUGAAAGUUCGAAAGAUAUUUAUGAAAAAAAAUUAGAAAGUCUUGAAAAUGAAAUAAAAGAGAAAGAAACACAUCUUCAAUCGGUUCUUUUGGAGUUUCAAGAAGCAAAAAAUAAUGAAAUGCAGAUAAAAAAUAAACUUGAAAAUGCUCAAAAUCAACAGAAUUUACUAUAUUCUAAAAGAGGACGUUAUUCACAAUUUAAAAACAAAAAUGAACGUGAUAUAUGGUUACAACAAGAGAUUUCAGAUCUGAAAGAAAGUAUUAGAAAAAGAAAUCAAACUAAAAUUGAAUUAGAAGAAGAACUAGAAACACUUAAAAAAAAAAUCAAUGAUAUCUCGAAAUCUACAAAAUCUAUUAGAGAGGAAAUUGAAAAUAGAUCGCAAAUGUUAAACAAUAUUUCAAUUGAACAUUCAUCUGCUAAAAUAGUUCGUGAUCAAUUAAUGGAUGAGCGAAAGGAAUUGUGGCGGCAAGAAGCUAAAUUGGGUUUAACAAUAGAACACAUUAAAGAAGAAUUAAACCAUGCCCAAAAAAAUUUGAUAAAUACAAUAUCUAGAGAUAUAAAUUAUGGUUUAACUAAUGCCAAGAAAAUUGCAGAGAGACUCGAUUUAACGGGUUAUUAUGGUCCAUUGUAUGAAUUAUUCGAAGUGGAUGAUCGGUACAAAACUGCUGUUGAGGUUACAGCAGGAAAUAGUUUAUUUCAUGUUGUUGUUGAUAAUGAAGAUACUGCUUCUAAAAUUAUUGAUAUUUUGAAUAAAGAAAAGGGAGGCAGAAUUACUUGUAUGCCUCUUAAUCGUUUAUCUCCAAGGCAGGGGAAUUAUCCUGAUGCACCUGAUGCUAUACCAAUGUUAAAAAAAAUAACAUAUGACACUAAAUACCAGAAGGCAUUUGAACAGGUUUUCGGAAAAACUAUAAUUUGCCCAACUCUUGACAUAGCAGCUCAAUAUUCCCGUAGUCAUAAUAUCACAGCAAUAACAUUAAGUGGUGAUAGAUCUGAUAAAAAAGGUGCAUUUACAGGAGGGUUUCAUGAUAUUAGGAAAUCUAGGUUAGAGGCAGUAAAAUCUGUUAAAAAAUUUCAACAAGCUUAUGAAGAAAAUAACUCUUCAAUUGUUCAAAUCAAAAAAAUACUUGAAGAAAUGGAUCAAAAAGUUACACAACAAUUGUCAAAAAUACAAACUUUGGAAGCGAAAAAACAACAAAUUGAAGGAAAUUAUAAUCCACUCAGAAUAAAACUUUCAGCAACUCAAAAAGAAGAAGGAAUUCUGGAGCAAACAUUAUUAAAAAAACAAUCACUUUUAAAUGAUGUUGAUUUUAGUAUAAAUUCAUUAAAUUCUCAGUUAUCAUCAUUGCAAGAUGAAAUGAAAAUUGAAUUUAAAAAAACAUUGACGCAAUCAGAAGAAGAUACCCUUGAAAAUUUAAACAAAACUAUAGAUUCUAUUAAAAAUACGUAUGUUAAUCAUAACGUAAAAAGAACACAAUUAGAACAGCAAAAGAUUAAAUUAGAGAAUGAACUUCAUGAAAAUUUAUAUUUGCGCCUUGAUCAAUUAAAGACACAAAGUUUUAUAAAUGAUGAUGUAGAUGUCAAUAUGGAUGAAACGAAACAAAAUAUUUCUCAUGUUCAAGAUACUAUAGACACUAUUACUAAAAAACUUAACGACAUUGAGCUUUCUAUUGACCAAUUGUCUACAGAAUUGCACGAAAAAAGCGAAGAAAAAGCAUUGCUUCAGAAUAAACAAAAUGAUGAAGCUAGAACUAUAGAAAAAUACCAAAAAACUUUAGAACGUAACAUGGCAAAAAGAGCUUUAUUGCUUCAGAAUAAAGAAGAAUGCAAUAAAAAUAUAAGAGAUUUAGGAGUACUUCCAGAAGAAGCUUUUGAAAAGUUUUCUACCACUGAAUCAAAUACGAUUGUUAAACGGCUUCACAAAGUAAAUGAGGCACUUAAAAAAUUUAGUCAUGUUAAUAAAAAAGCUUUUGAACAAUAUAAUAGUUUCAUUAAACAGAGAGAUGCUCUUUUAGCUCGACGAAAAGAACUUGAUGAAUCUCAAGCAUCAAUUGAAAAUCUUAUUUCAGUUCUUGAUCAGAGAAAAGAUGAAGCUAUAGAAAGAAAUUUUAAACAAGUUUCAAAGAGUUUUUCAGAAGUAUUUGAGAAAUUGGUCCCUAUAGGAAAGGGACGACUUAUUAUGCAACGAAGAAUUGACCAUGCAGAAGAUAGAGAUCAUGAUGAAUAUAAUAAGGGAGAAGCACAGUACAAAAGUCCAGUAGAAAAUUAUGUAGGCGUUGCUAUUAGUGUGUCUUUUAACAACAAAGAAGGUGAACAACGAAUACAGCAAUUGAGUGGUGGACAAAAGAGUUUAUGUGCUCUUGCACUAAUUUUUGCUAUCCAGCGUUGUGAUCCAGCACCAUUUUAUCUUUUAGAUGAAGUCGAUGCAGCACUAGAUGCUCAAUACCGCACAGCUGUAGCAACAAUGCUUCAUGAAAUGUCAGAUAAUGGACAAUUUAUUUGUACAACAUUUAGACCCGAAAUGAUACAAACUGGUGAUAAAUUUUAUGGUAUUGUUUUUAAAAACAAAGUUUCAAGCAUUCAAUCAAUUGAAAGAGAAGAGGCAUUGGCAUUCGUCAAAUCAGAAGCACUUCAGUAAUUCAAAUUAUAAAAAUAAAAUUAUUAUUGAAA